AACGAGACUGUCUUAGCCACGCCUCCAUGAUACCCGGAAGUGUGAGGGAAGCAGAAAGCAGCUGGGAUCAUGGGCAUCACUAAACUGGUUGAUGUGAUCCGCGCGGACGCUCCUAACUCCAUCUCCCACAGGGACAUCAGUGACUAUGCAGAAAAAGUCAUUGCUCUGGAUACUUCUGUGGUCAUGAACCAGUUUCGGACUGCAACACCUUUUACCAGCCCUCUGGCAGGUCUCUUCUUCCGAACGCUCACCUUCCUGGAACAUGACAUAAAGCCGGUCUUUGUGUUUGAUGGGAAGCCUCCGGUGGAGAAGAUUCCUCAGGUAAGAACCACGUCUGGGAUGUUGUUAUCUGGUGUUGUGGCUGAACCAGAUGUUCUGUUUGUGUUCCUGCAGCUGAAGAAGCGUGCAGAGGCAGCCGGCCGGAGCCGUCCACUGUGCACGGGAGCAGCCUCAUCCCAGACAAAAGAUUGUCUGGAGCUUCUGAAGCAUCUGGGCGUACCUGCCAUCCAGGCUCCAGGGGACGCUGAGGGACUGUGUGCCAGCCUGGUGAGGCAGGGGAAGGCCCAUGCAGCGGCCUCUGAGGACAUGGACACUCUGCCGUUUGGAGCCAACAUCCUUAUACGCCAGCUGAACGCCAAGAGGGACAGUGAAAUCAUUGAAUACUCCCUACCAAAGCUGUUGGAGGCUCUCGGGAUCAGUCAUGAGGAGCUUGUGGAUCUGUGUAUUUUGCUGGGCUGUGACUACUGUGACAAGAUCCCUGGUUUGGGUCCAAAGAAAGCUCUGACUCUGAUCCAGAAGCACCGCACCAUUGAAAACGUGCUUCUGCACAUCAACAGAGAGACUCAUCGUGUGCCACACUUCUGGAAAUACAAGGAGGCGAGGCAGAUUUUCCUGAAUCCACCACACACUCCGACCCCUGAGCUCAUCUGGGCCGAGCCUGAUGAAGAAGCCCUGGUGAAGUUUCUCUUUUCCGGUCACCACAUUAGGAGGGAGAAGGUCCGUCAUCGAAUGGAGAAGUUUCGGGAAAAGAGAAAAAGCCUUCGAGAGGAAAGGGAGAAGGAGAAGGCAGCGGGAGACUGCAGGCAGACUCGCAUGGAAGACUUCUUCAGAGUAACCAGGAAGAGAAACCGGCCCAUGGAGGCCUCGUCCUCAGGAAGCAAAAAAACAAAGUAAAGUUUCCUCUGCUGUGGAGCAUGAAGCGUGUUUCACAGCAGUGCAACCAGCAGUGCCUCAGCUCUCUGGCUGUUAGGAUUUUAGUCCCUGGCUGAAUUUUGUUAACAGCAUUUUUUCAUAUGAAUCAUGGUUUUCACAAUAUGAGUGGCACAAACCUCAUCAAGACUCUUCAGCAUCUUUGAAUCAGUGGCUGCAGCUCUACGUCUCCCCGUAGCUGCAUUCCAACAUACCCUGCUCUGGCAUGUGCCAAAUACGCCAUAACCAGCUAAUCAGACAUGAAUAGGACAAGAAUAUCUGGAACUAGUGCACACACACCGGCCCUCGAGGCCUGGGAUUGCCCACCCUGGAAGAAUCAGAGGACUGAAAGGGAACAGACGGAUCUUUGUCUGAAAACUGGGAGAAGACUGUGUCUCCUCUCUGGAUAUUCACAGAGCACCUGCUGGGUGGAAAGCCAAAGCGGACUCUGGAGACUUGAAUGUUAAAAUGUUUAAAAAAAUAGGGGGAGUUUUUUUCUCUCCCCAAUCCAUGGAGUUUAAGAAGAUAUUUUGAAAAAGAAAAUCUAAGUAUAAUGUUGUGAUCACACUUUAUAUAUAUAUCUUUACUUCUGAUUUUGUUGCUUUUGUAUAAUAAAGUCACAAUUCCAUGCUC
This is a messenger RNA of Oryzias melastigma (Indian medaka), 1821 nucleotides long. Its product is annotated as probable flap endonuclease 1 homolog. The coding region runs from base 70 to 1173 and encodes 367 amino acids. NCBI's taxonomy places the organism in Eukaryota, Metazoa, Chordata, Actinopteri, Beloniformes, Adrianichthyidae. The transcript is spliced from 10 exons. Gene Ontology annotation, cellular component: nucleus. Gene Ontology annotation, molecular function: RNA-DNA hybrid ribonuclease activity; 5'-3' exonuclease activity; DNA binding. The record is from RefSeq and is a predicted model, not a curated record.